Molecule: messenger RNA, 604 nt
Organism: Rhizopus microsporus ATCC 52813
Lineage: Eukaryota; Fungi; Mucoromycota; Mucoromycetes; Mucorales; Rhizopodaceae
Exons: 3
Coding region: 71-379 (102 amino acids)
Source: RefSeq, a predicted model, not a curated record
AACCAAAAGGUCUAACCUGGCCUGGAGACCGGCAAUUUCAUCCUCCAUCUUAUCGUGAGCCCUCUUGAGAAUGGUUCGCCGUUCUUCUUUUAUUGUUUCUGCUGUUGCUGUUGCUGCUCCCCGCAUACACAAAGAGAGCGAGCGGAGAGUCUCUAAAUCCCCAUCACAAGUAGACGGUGGGAACGCCAUCGUUCAGGGAAGGCCGAACGGCCACAGAUGCGAUCAAACCGCAAGUGGUAUGACCGUGGAUGGCGUACCUUCCGAAAAAUUUGCUCGCAUCCACUUCGUUUUGAAAGUGGAUGUAUGCGCCGUUUUGGUCAAGCAUUUUGACCACAUGCUGUGGAUUUAUCUGCCCACAGUGGAAGAUUACUGUUUUUAGCUCUUCAUCGCUAAGAUUAUGCAGCUGUCCUCCGACAACGACCUGACAGGAAGGGAUAAAGCACGAUGAGCACAUUAUUAAAAUAAAAUAAGAGAAACACUACAUGUACUAUAAAAUACGCCAGAAGUUAGACUAGUUCUACGUGCACUGCCUCUAUCCAUUACCUAUGAUGUUGGCCAACAAAACUUUUGAUCAUCUUGUUUAUAUUCAAGAAGAAAGAGAAAA